CAUCUUCUAAAUCUUUCAAAACAUCUAUUCAAAAUGCCUAAAGAAACUUCAAUUCCCAUGAGCAAAGAAGCCUCAUCUAGAAUCCAAUCAGCUGCGGCAAAAAAUCCCAGCAGUGCAACCGCCCAAACUGGAUUCGCUCCAAGAGCACAAUCCGCAGCUGACCGUAACGCUAACACUGCUAGUCGUAGCAACACAAGCAACGGCGGCAAAAAAUAAUGCAAAUUGGAUGUGGUAUUUCGAUUUCGACAUUAUUCUUGAAAAUUCAAGUCUGACAUCGAUACCGCGAUCAUCUAAUUCGUCACUUUGUGUUUAAACUUUGACUAAGAGAG
Messenger RNA from Meira miltonrushii, 329 nucleotides. RefSeq lists its product as uncharacterized. Bases 34 to 216 code for a protein of 60 amino acids. The record is from RefSeq and is a predicted model, not a curated record. Lineage: Eukaryota; Fungi; Basidiomycota; Exobasidiomycetes; Exobasidiales; Brachybasidiaceae. The transcript has 2 exons.